UAAUACAGACAGUGUUUUGACAGCGUUGAGGCAGAAAGCAGGCGGAGGGGGGUUUAGGUGACAGAUAUAGUUGUCAGACAGAGCUUGAUGGCAGCGGGACAGGGAUAGCCCUUAGAUAACUUCCUUAGGGGACCCAGUGUGUAAUCCCUCAAUGUCCUAGCAGCAAAGCGGGCUCUCAUGAUCUGCGGGGCGGCCCUACGAAGACAGGCCGACGGGGGAGGAGGACGAGUGGGAGCCCCAGAAGCUUUAUGACUCCAGUGCACAGGGGGAAAUGGUUUGUGGGCUCGGCUGGAAGUGUAUGAAGAGGGGGAAGGUGUUGGGUGGCGGAGUGUCAGUUACACACAGCGGAAGGGUGGCGUGAGAAACCUUUGAAGCCCACACAGAGUAAGGAAGAAUGGCUGUGAGGCUGGUUAGGGGGUGCUUUAGCUAGGGACUGUUUGUUUGGGGGAGGGGUACAGCUAAGCACAUUACGGGGAUGGUGUCGAACCUUGGUGAACCCCCCUACCCUCCCUUCGUAUUGGUCCUAGCCGCUGCGACCUUGCUCAUCGCUUAUAGAUUAACCGAGGUGACAAUGUGUCAGCUGGAGAUAAUGUAAGUGCAGGCAGGGGAGGCCGAGGGAUCAGCUGUUUUCUCUCGGCACUGACUAGACGUGGCUAUCUGCUGCUGCUGCUGCCCAUACUGGGGAGCCCAUAUUGUGUGUGUGCUCUAGUGACUCACCCUUUGGUUUGUGUUUAUGGUGAGUGCUGUUGUCUUCCCUCUCGCCAGUCAGUGUAGAAAUAGAUGGGCUAUGAGCAGCAGGGGAACACAUUGCCAUUUGGUGUGUGGGGAUUGUUAAGUUUCGCACAAGAGCCAGGUGCCUGGAAGUGCUGUGUGUGUGUGGGGUCGAGCUCCCCCAGCCCAUGUGCAAACACCCCACUCGCUUUCCUUCCUUGGAGGGGGUCUCAUAACAACAGUCAUUUCCGAGUAAGGAAGGAUCGUGAUUGCAACAGACUUGUCUGUGAGAGUUUCCUGCCAGAGAAGAUGAAGCCAGACCGAGAUUCCCCAGAUGAGUUUUUUGAAUAUGAAGCAGAGGAUUUCCUGGUAUACCUAGCUUUGCUGAUUACAGAAGGACGAACACCAGAACAUUCAGUGAAAGGCAGAACAGAAGGCCCCCAUUGCCCUCCAGCUCAGUCAAGCCAGCCUGCACCCAACAAGCAUGAAUGCAGUAAUAAAUUGGCACAGUGCCGGGAAGCUAGAAAAACUAGGUCUGAGGUUGCCUUUCUCUGGAGAAAUAACAUUCCCAUCAUGGUGGAGGUGAUGCUGUUACCAGAUUGUUGCUAUAGUGAUGAAGGAGCAAACACAGACAGGAAUGAUUUCGAUGAUCCUGCACUGAAACAAGAUGCCCUGCUGCUGGAGAGGUGGACUUUCGAGCCUGUGCCCAGACAAAGCGGAGAUCGGUUCAUAGAAGAAAAGACUUUACUGUUGGCCAUCCGUUCCUUUGUUUUCUUCUCUCAGCUGAGCGCCUGGCUUAGUGUGUCCCAUGGAGCUGUGCCACGCAACAUUCUCUAUCGUGUGAGUGCAGCUGAUGGAGAGCUCAAAUUGAAUUUUUCCCAUUCUCCAACUGAACAUGUGUUCCCUGUACCCAACGUAUCGCACAAUGUGGCCUUGAAAGUUAGCGUGCAGUCUUUACCAAGACAAUCCAGUUAUCCAGAUUUGAACUGCAGCAUUCACAGCAAUCUUGGCUUUUAUGAAAAGAAAAUCGUACCACGUGAGCACUGUGUUACCCUGCCACGCAAUUCCCAGGAUAAUGGUCUGUAUAGUGCUCCUGUUUCUCAGCAUGCAUUCACCAAGCAGGCAUGGAGUGCUGGACCCGAAGGCUUAAUGCAUGCAAGGACAAAUGUAAGCAUGGAUUUUACUCUGCCUGUUCGGAACUCCAAGCUGCUUUCUACUGUUGAUAACAGAUACAAUGUAGGAACAACACCAUCAAAAGUUCAGUGUUUCAACAUGUCUGGUAACUGUAAGGCAGCACCACAAGAACCAUCUGUUAGAAAUUUUAAAUCAUUUUCUUUGGUUGGUGUGCCAUGCAGCCCCCAAGAUAGCCAAACAGUGGAGACCAAUCCCUUGAUAGGAUCUUUAAUUCAAGAACGUCAGGAGGUCAUAGCAAGGAUUGCACAGCAUCUGUUACAGUGUGAUCAAGCAUCCUCACAAAUAAACAGCCAUUCUAUAGUACAUGAAUUGAGCUCCAUUAAUGCCAAGAUUUUCAAGAACUCAUCUGAAGAUGAACAAUCACAAAAGAAAAACAAAGAUAUCCUCCCCAUAUGUACAUCUACUUUAGAUUUGUCUCUAACCACAGAUAUCCCAAAAAGUAACCCUAAAAAAGCACCUGAUACCCCCAUAAAUUCCUCACGGCCCAUUCCUGAAUUUCAUACCUCACCAAAGCCACAAGCCAGACGGAAACUUAUCCUUUUUGAAUCCAAUGAACAUGUCUGCAACACAUUUCAAUCUUCUGGCCAGUCAGCAGUUCCAUUGUCUAGUAAUGAAAAUAUACAUAAAGUACCAGAAAAAAGGGACAUUAAACAGAGUGAAAAGGACGAAAUAUCUGCCAGGACUGGUAAUCAAAUAUCGAACUCCAGCAAUACAAAUUACAGAUUUCACACCAACACACAACGUGUUCCAGAGGAUAAGAGUUGCACUGAAUCUCAUAAACAACAGAAAGAUAACUCCAAAAUUUGCUCAACAAAAGUAGGCUAUGGGAAUGAGCAAGCACAAGAGACUAAAUGCAGAGAGACCAGAAAAUCUGACCACAGCAGUCAGCUCCUUAGCAUUGAAAAUUGUAUUAAAGAUAGAGAUAAUAUCCAAUCCAAAGAACCCCAGGAUAAACUGAAAAUUGCACAUGAUGAAAAUGAGGACCCAACAAAUUGCGACUGCUGCAAACAAGGGCAGAGGAAGUGUAAUGGGAACUGUGUACGAAAAUGUGAAAGGCUGAAGAACACAGAACAAAAACAAAUACAACUACGACACUCUAAUACAUGGAAAAAGCAGACUUUUCGGUCUCUAGAUGGGAUCUCAACCAAGGCCUUUCACCCCCGCACUGGAUUACCUCUACUCUCAAGUCCUGUUCCACAAAGAAAAAUACAGUCAGGGUAUUUUGAUCUGGACACUUCAUUACUGAAACUUAAAGGUUUAUCCACAAAGAGACAACAUGCAUGUAGAUUCACGGAUGAAGAGACAGAGGCCAGAAACAAACAAAAGCUCAGUUCCAGUGCACCACCUGCCCCGUGCCUCAGCCUACUGGGGAACUUUGAGGAAUCUGUCCUGAAUUAUCGCUUUGAGCCACUGGGUGUAGUUGAGGGUUUUACAGCAGAAGUUGGGGCAAGUGGAAUCUUCUGUCCUACGCACACGACCCUGCCUGUUAAAGUGUCUUUCUAUAGUGUUUCAGAUGACAAUGCUCCCUCUCCAUACAUGGGUAAUAUUGCACUGGAGUCUCUUGGUAAGAGAGGUUAUCGCAUACCUCCUUUUGGAACCAUACAAGUGACCUUAUUUAAUCCAAACAAAACUGUGGUGAAGAUGUUUGUAGUGAAAUAUGACCUGAGAGACAUGCCAGCCAAUCAUCAGACAUUCCUGCGGCAGAGGACAUUUUCUGUUCCUGUAAGGCGAGAAACCAAGCGAGCAGUCGGUCUGAAGAUUGAAGACAGGACAUUACGCUACCUCAUUCACCUGAGGUUCCAGAGUUCCAAGUCUGGUAAGAUCUACCUCCACAGUGACGUGCGACUUCUCUUCUCCAGAAAGUCAAUGGAAGUUGACAGCGGUGCAGCAUAUGAGUUGAAAUCUUACAUAGAAACUCCAACAAACCCUCAGUAUUCACCCAGAUGCUGAUGGAACGGCAGAAGAGAGAAUCUUUUGGCUCUAGAAUAAAACUCGCUUGAUUAUAAGGUGCAGAGAGAAGCUGAGACUGUGGCCUGAAGGAAAGUAACUCGUGCAACAAUGGACCAGCUCCAGAUAUUUUCUUAAAUGAACUUCCCUGUAUUUAAUGUAGACUGGAAAUAAAAAGUGCUAAUCCAUUUUUUUCUACUAUUUAAUACCACUUGAUUGGUUGUGCUGCAUUAUCAAUUCUUCCUGUUAGUUUAGUGUUUACACAUUUUAUUUUCUUUAUUUAAUAUUUAAUGUUUCAUUUACUGCGCAAGUGAUUGUUUGCCUCGGUGUUCUAAUGUAGCACAACACCUAUGUAAAAAUUAUACAAUGUAUUUUUGACAAUAAUAUUAAAAUCUAAAAUAUA
Messenger RNA from Xenopus laevis (African clawed frog), 4255 nucleotides. It is a transcript of the gene atosa.S, whose product is annotated as family with sequence similarity 214 member A S homeolog. Lineage: Eukaryota; Metazoa; Chordata; Amphibia; Anura; Pipidae. The transcript is spliced from 12 exons. The record is from RefSeq and is a predicted model, not a curated record. The coding region runs from base 781 to 3855 and encodes 1024 amino acids. Gene Ontology annotation, cellular component: nucleus.